Molecule: messenger RNA, 2313 nt
Organism: Torulaspora delbrueckii
Lineage: Eukaryota; Fungi; Ascomycota; Saccharomycetes; Saccharomycetales; Saccharomycetaceae
Product: tetratricopeptide repeat protein
Exons: 1
Coding region: 1-2313 (770 amino acids)
Molecular function (GO): protein binding
Source: RefSeq, a predicted model, not a curated record
AUGGACCAUAUCGCUUCCUUGAGUAAUGAAAUAACUUUGGCGUGUGGGAGUUUGGCGCUUCGAAUGAAUAAGAUGUCUUUAACUUUAGAGCUUGUUUCUCGUGUUCUUGAAAAGAACCCGAGUGACAAGGCAGCUUUAAUGUUAUUGGCAAAAACUCAUUUGUUGAAAAAUGAAUAUAGCGAUGUGAUAGGGUUACUGCAGGCGGUAGACAAGGAUCGGAAGUUGUGGGAAGUUUUUUCUUUGGCUUGUUAUAAGUUGAUUCGAUUUGAUUUAGCUGUAGAGGCUAUUGGUCACUGUGAAGAAGAGGAUGAUAAACAUGACGAGGAUAUCAAUCUUGGCGUGCGUCAUUUGGAGUGUAGAAUCUUGUUGUUGGCUGAUGCGAAGAAAUAUCCGUUGGAAGCCACUGUACAGAAGUUUGAAAGGACGCUAAAAUUGACGCAACGGUCCAAAAGGCCUUCGAUUCAUCUGGAGGCACUUUUCACUAGAGCCCAAUUGUUUGAAAAAAACAAUCAAUGGGGGAAAUGUUGUAACGAUUUACAGGACUCUAUCGAUAUUUUGCAAAGUCCAGAUGCAGUAAACCAUUUCCAUGUGAAAGAUUUUAUCUUCAAGGCGACUUUUGCCUAUAUCUAUAAGGUUUUUCUAUCAUGGAAAAUGCAUGCUAAUACACAACUGAUUGAUCAGUUGUUCCGUGACUCGAUGAAAUUUGCUCAUACUACCAGGACGCUGCAAUCAGUCAACUUGGCGCAAUUCAUAUACAAGAUGCUUAGCCACCAGGAAAUCGAUCUCCAAGGAUUUAUGAACGAGGUGGCUUCUUAUACAGAUGACCUCAGGCCUUUUGCGUGUUAUAUUGUUGCAAGAGCUUUAAUUGAGUCUGACUUGCAGGGAAACGAUGCAAAGGCUUUUGAGUAUUUACAGCUGUCAUUGACAUUGAAUAAAAACAAGCCUCACGUGUGGAUAUCAAUGGGAUCCAUGUUCUUAAGGAGCAAGAGGAUUCCUGAUGCUUUAUCGGCGUAUUCUAAGGCACUAGAAUUAGUUCAUUCAACCAAGGAAACUCACAAUUUUCUAUCGAAACACUUACUUCCCGGUCUUAAUGAAAAUGUCAAGUCCUUUGCUUAUUUCGGUACUGCCCAAGCUUAUAUGAUGUCAAAUGACAUUGAUAACGCAUCGGUGGCUUUGAGACAAUGUUUAAAUUCCUUAUCGGGCGACGAUAAAGAUGCAAUGGAAAAGAGUGGGCUGGAAGAUUUGAUCAAUGUCUUGAACAUAUCAAUGUCUGUCGACUUGGAAAAAUUAAAGGAAAGUUUGACUAUCCCAGAAAUUCCACUCUCAUUGUUCUUAAACCCGAUGUUCUAUCUUCAGGAGAGUCAAGUUUUCCAAAUCAAGGAAACAGUACUCGAAACUUCACGCACAACAUUGAAAUCAAUGCCACUCGCCAUACCUCCAACCACCACUGAGUCAACCCCAAAGAACAAUCCAAAUUUUAAGAAAAAAAUUAUGAAGAAACCACAUGAAACCGUUAAACCUUCAAAGCUUCGUAGAAGGAAACGGAACGAUAUCUUUAGAAGAGCCAACCUAUCAAUCUCCAAGAACAAACACAUUACUAAUCACCCCAAGAAGAAACAAUCGCAUCAUCCUGAAAACGACAAUCAUACUCCUAAUACUCCUGCAUCAAAUAAUCAUACCCAUAGCUACGACCAUCCCAUUUUGCAUAAUCGCGACUCAAGUAACCGCGUUAAUGAAACCAAUUCAAAUUCCAAUCAUCAAGAUUCUCAAAUCAAUAACAACACCACUGGCAUCGAGCAUAUCAAUAUUCAAUCAUUCCCAUCAAUCCCGUCAUCAACUAUUUAUGAUUCCAAUUUUAUUCCGCAGUAUGGUUCUCUCUACGUCAAUAAUGAACAGAGUCACCUCACUCGCGCUGCACCAUUCAAUCACACAAACAUUACUGCAUCAAACACACCUAGCAUUUAUCCACAUCCAGCACAAGUGAUUCAUUAUUUUCAACCUGUUGAUUUUCCUGCAUCUCCAUCAUUUUAUUAUCCGCAACCAUCUCUUGAAGAGGCUUACAGAAAUAACUCAAACGGCAUGGACUCUCAUUCACCACCCCAAACUUAUGGCCGUCCCGUAAUGAUGCCACAAUAUUCAAAUUCAUUCUACCCCUCGGAUCAGCCGAGAUUCUCGGCAAGCUUACCAACCCGAACUGCACCCUUCAUGACCCAACAACCACUACAACAGCAACGCCCAUUUCUGCCAGCUGAUAAUUCUAAUUGCGAUUCUACUUCUGGUGAUUCGUCGCAAAUCGCUAGCUUUAUAAAUUAG